Molecule: messenger RNA, 1067 nt
Organism: Dunckerocampus dactyliophorus (ringed pipefish)
Lineage: Eukaryota; Metazoa; Chordata; Actinopteri; Syngnathiformes; Syngnathidae
Product: ras-related protein Rab-25-like
Exons: 5
Coding region: 172-804 (210 amino acids)
Biological process (GO): exocytosis
Cellular component (GO): recycling endosome
Molecular function (GO): GTP binding; GTPase activity
Source: RefSeq, a predicted model, not a curated record
AAGGAAGUGGAUGGAGGCGGUCCAACCGGUUCUGGCUUCUACCUCAGCACUCUCCAAGCCGGAGAGAGACCAAGGGACACUGGAUGCAUUUGCUACACGUUUAGACGGGGGGGUUCUGGUGGAGUGGCUUCAGAUUGGAUCCAAGAAGAGCGGGAGGCCAGUGAAUGCAGGAUGGGGUCGGACGACACGUAUAAUUUUGUCUUUAAGGUUGUUCUAAUCGGGGAGUCCGGUGUGGGCAAGAGCAACCUUCUGACCCGCUUCACCAAGAACGAGUUCAACCACGACAGUCGCACCACCAUCGGCGUGGAGUUCAGCACCCGCACCGUCCAGCUGGACAACUGCACCAUCAAGAUGCAAGUGUGGGACACGGCCGGACUGGAGCGCUACCGGGCCAUCACCUCCGCGUAUUACCGAGGAGCCGUGGGGGCGCUGCUGGUCUACGACAUCACCAAGCACGUGACCUACGAGAGCGCCGAGCGCUGGCUGAAGGAACUGUACGACCACGCGGACCCUCACAUGGUGGUCAUGCUGGUGGGAAACAAGAACGACCUGGAGGACAUGAGGACCAUACCCGCUGAGGAGGCCAAGGCCUUUGCAGAGACGAAUGGUUUGAUGUUCAUGGAGACGUCGGCGUUGGAUUCCACCAACGUUGAAGCGGCGUUCAUUGACGUCCUCACAGCGAUCCAUCGCAAGGUGGCCAGCAGACAGGUGACGCGGGGUUCCAUCAGCGCCGUCACCCUAUCAGGACCCACCCAUCCCGCCAGUGAGGCCCAGCAGGAGGGCAGAGGAUGCUGCAGGAGCUGAGCGGGCCUCAACGGCGCGUUAACCAACGUAACACACACACACACCACAACCACACGCUCCUCUUAUUUGGGUGCUCAUGGUAUUUUUUUUAUUUAACAAAAGAAAAACAUGAAUGGCUGUACAUGCCUAGCUUUCAUUGUAAACUGCUGUUGUUGUUAGAAUACAAAGAAAACACUGGCAAUAAAUUAUUUCCUUGAUUUACUCAAUGACUUGAUGAAUGAACAUACACUCACUCCUUCUAUUUGCAUCCUGUUAUCAUCAUC